CCCUCAGCGACCCAAGAUGCCCUCAACUGCACUUUGCGCCGCGUCCAGUUUCGCAUCCCCAUUCCGCCAUUUUCGCGCUUCUGAGGCCGGAAAGCCCCUCGCCCAAGUCAGCGCAUCCGAAUCGGCCCAGUUUCGGGAGUCUUGCGGCCCUCCGGAGGGGGUCUCUUGGGGGUGCCAAUUGACGUCGUUUCUCUGCAUGCUCGCCGUCCAUGGGAGCAGAUGCAGGUACAGCGCGUGGGCAAUGGCGAUGCGGCUCUCAAAAGCUUGUCGUCCCUCCCCGCCUCCGUCCCUCCUUUGUUCGUAGGGCUGUCUGCUGUGGGGAACCACCCAGCGCACGUCCCCCAUUCUCCCUCACUCACUCUCUCUGUCAAGUCCUUCUUCUCUCUUGCUGCCUGUUGUCUUGUCACAUCUUUUCUUUUCUUUUUUCUUUUUUUUUUACUGAAUGGACUCCAUCCCUGAUCUCAUCUGGUCACCUUGUGUCUGCAUCUUGGGUCUGUGUUCAUGCCCUCUACAUUUGCCCUACUCACUCGGCAUCAUACACACUCUAUCAUCGUUCCCGGCUUUGCGCUCUUCGGCAUCUGCCGCAUGGUGCUGUGCAGUUCACCGCAUACGCGUACCGUGAGUGA
Messenger RNA from Periconia digitata, 626 nucleotides. Lineage: Eukaryota; Fungi; Ascomycota; Dothideomycetes; Pleosporales; Periconiaceae. The record is from the annotation of a GenBank genome assembly.